GUCGGUUUGUUGCUAAGCUGCAGCGGAGCAGCAACCGGUCAACAAGAGACAGUUUACGGUUUAACGGUCUCCGGUUUAACGGUCUCCGGUGUCUCAGAGGACCACCGACACACACACGGAGGCUAACGGACCGGUGUCUCUCUGCAGGCAGUGGAGCAGCUGAUGUCUGAACUCACUGAUCCGGACUGAAGUGGAUGAAUUUACCUCAGCGUGGGUCCAAUGGCUGCAUCCAACAGCACCAAGAUCUCAUGGAGGCUGCAGGAGUUCGAAGCGCACUCCAGCAGCGUGUCCUGCCUGUCUCUGGGGAAGAGUUCAGGACGCCUGCUGGCCACCGGAGGAGAGGACUGCCGGGUGAACAUCUGGGCUGUGAGCAAGGCCAACUGCAUCAUGAGUCUGACGGGCCAUAAGACCCCGGUGGAGUGUGUGCAGUUCAACCCGUCUGAGGAGCAGGUGGUGGCCGGAUCUCAGUCUGGAUCCAUCAGAGUCUGGGACCUGGAGGCGGCCAAGAUUUUAAGGACUCUGAUGGGACAUAAGUCCAACAUCACAAGUCUGGGUUUCCAUCCCUUCGGAGACUUCCUCGCCUCCAGCUCCACCGACACAAACAUCAAGCUGUGGGACGUUCGGAGGAAAGGAUAUGUGUUCAGAUACAAGGGUCACACUCAGGCGGUGAGGAGUCUGGCCUUCAGUCCUGAUGGGAAGUGGUUAGCUUCAGCCAGCGACGACUGCACCAUCAAGCUGUGGGACCUGACGCAGGGGAAGACCAUCACGGAGUUUAAGUCUCACAGCGCCGCCGUCAACAUCGUUCAGUUUCACCCCAACGAGUACCUGCUGGCCUCAGGCAGCUCCGACAGACACAGUGUUAGCGGUCGGUCGUCAGCUGAAGGACCUCAUUUCUCCUUUUCCUGAGAAGAUGCAGGCUCCUCCUCUGGCCUCCUCCACCCCGGUGCAGAGGGUGGAGCCUACAGUGGUUUCCUGUGUGAAGCGUUCAGCUCCUCCCUCUUCCUCCUCCUCUUCCUCAGCCCCCCCCCCCCCCUCUCAGCCUCCCCUCAACACAGGGAAGUCCAAACCCCCCCCUAAAAUCAUCCUGAGCAACAGGAACGAGCCAAUCGGACUCAACGUGGCCGACUUCCUGCCCUCCUCUCCUAACAGGGGGGGGGCUCUCUCCGAUGACGAGGCUCUCUCUCAGCUGAAGAAAGGUCACGACACCAUGUGUGUGAUGCUGAGGAGCCGACACCGCAACCUGGAGACCGUGAGGGGGGUGUGGGCGCGCCAGGACAUCAAGAGCGCUCUGGACGCCGCCGUCUCCAUGAACGAUCUGUCCAUCGUCGUGGACAUCCUGAACAUCAUCAACCUGCAGCUGUCUCUAUGGAAGCUGGAUCUCUGCACGACGGUUCUCCCUCAGAUCGAGCAGCUGCUGCAGAGUAAAUACGAGAGCUACAUCCAGACUGGCUGCUCCUCUCUGAAAAUGAUCAUGAAACAUUUCUGGAAGCUGAUUUCUGAAACGUUGAGAGCGACGCCGUCUGUGGGAGUGGACAUCACCCGAGAGGAGAGACGCCAUAAGUGCAGGCUGUGCUGCCGGCAGCUGCAGAACCUCAGCAACAUGGUGAAGACCCGGGCGGGGGGGGUGGGGCGGCACGGCAGCGCCUUCAGGGAGCUCACGCUGCUGAUGGCGCCGCUGGACGACGACAUCUGAGGAGGAGGAGGAGAGAAGAACAACUGCAACGAGACGACUGACAGUAAAACGUGUCUUCAGAGCAGCGUAGUGCACCUUUAAUGCUGGAAAACCACCACACACACACACACACACACACACACACACACACACACACACACACACACACACACACACACAGCAGGUGUGUGUGUCAGCUGCAUCCCACCUGCAGAACAAGCUGAUUUGAAGGAGUAGUCAUUAGACAUUUUUCUGUCACUAACACUAAUGUUGUGCAACCAACACAAAGCCACAGCUGGUUAGCUUAGCUUAGCAUAAAGACUGGAAACAGGGGGAAACUGCUAGCAUUCCAAAAUCCACCAAUCAGCUCUUCUAAAGUUCAGAACACUUUGUUUCACUUUUCUACUUUCUCUAAUUCAAUGUUCUGUUCUUCUGUUUAUGUAAAUAAAGUUGUACAUGAUGCGA
This is a messenger RNA of Trematomus bernacchii (emerald rockcod), 2137 nucleotides long. It is a transcript of the gene katnb1, whose product is annotated as katanin p80 (WD repeat containing) subunit B 1. Gene Ontology annotation, molecular function: microtubule binding. Gene Ontology annotation, biological process: microtubule depolymerization; microtubule severing. The record is from RefSeq and is a predicted model, not a curated record. NCBI's taxonomy places the organism in Eukaryota, Metazoa, Chordata, Actinopteri, Perciformes, Nototheniidae. Gene Ontology annotation, cellular component: katanin complex.